This is a messenger RNA of Fonsecaea monophora, 1053 nucleotides long. RefSeq lists its product as hypothetical. Gene Ontology annotation, cellular component: ribosome. NCBI's taxonomy places the organism in Eukaryota, Fungi, Ascomycota, Eurotiomycetes, Chaetothyriales, Herpotrichiellaceae. Gene Ontology annotation, biological process: translation. Gene Ontology annotation, molecular function: structural constituent of ribosome. The record is from RefSeq and is a predicted model, not a curated record. The transcript has a single exon. Bases 1 to 1053 code for a protein of 350 amino acids.
AUGAACUGCUCCUCUUCUGCGACGGUGCUCGCGCGGCGUGCCUCUGCCUGUGCUAGUCGGGCGAGGACUCUAGCGUCGUCGUCAUCGCAGUCGUCUGCAAAUUCGGCCGCUCUCACGUCGCCGCCGUCACUAGCUGCUCGUCGAGGAGGAGCCACUCGCGGUUUAUCACAAUGUCGUCGAGUCUCCGUGCAGCAACACCGAGCAUUCUCAUCGACAUAUCUGAAGCACCAAGCACAGCCUGUCACUGACCUCCCGCCGUCAUCCUCGGAGGGACUCGAGGCCUCGAUACUGGGCAAAGCCAGCGAUGACGGAGCGAACGUUGCCCCCAGCAUCCUCUCACGAGCGUCGACGGAUCCCGACCUGAAAAGAUCGUCUACCUCCUCCAUCCCUCAGAGCUCAUCACAAACACAAAUACCACAGUCAUCGCCGCCGGCACCGUCGGCUUCGUCCUGGGACCCGUCGCUGAUUUACUCCUCCUCCUCAUCAUCAUCAUCCACCUCGCACGAGAUCCCCGACGCGGACGCAGAAUUCCUAUCCACCUCGCCCACGCUGGUAGGGACGGUGACGCGGGCUGGGACGAUGCAAAAGACGGUGCGGGUGACGCGGCACAUACAGGUGUGGCACGCGCACUUCCAGAAACACUUUACGCGGCCGACGCACAGCCUGGUGCACGACCCGCACAACCUGCUGCUCGAGGGCGACGUGGUGCGGUUCGGCGCGUUCCCGCCCUCGAUCCGGCAGCAGAGAGACCGCCGCGGCCAGGUCGUCGUCAAGAGGCACCGGCCGCGCGACCGCAACGGCAUGGUCAAGGAGCAGGGCGUGCGGUACAUUGUCCGCGAGGUCCUCAGCCCCUUUGGCGUACCCGUCGCUCAGAGACAGCCUAGGGUCGUGGGCAGCGAGAAGGGCAGGUGGGCCGGCACCGAGGGCGAGACCAAGAAGUUGGCGGUAAGACAGAAGGGAAGGAGGAAUGCAAAGGCCAGCGGCAGCAGCAAGAAGAACCAGCCGAAAGCAAACCAAAGCGCCAACGUCGUGGAGGGAGAACGGGUCUCGUAA